Messenger RNA from Daphnia carinata, 1142 nucleotides. RefSeq names its product reelin domain-containing protein 1-like. Gene Ontology annotation, molecular function: oxidoreductase activity, acting on metal ions. Lineage: Eukaryota; Metazoa; Arthropoda; Branchiopoda; Diplostraca; Daphniidae. The transcript is spliced from 3 exons. The record is from RefSeq and is a predicted model, not a curated record. Bases 29 to 616 code for a protein of 195 amino acids.
CCUUUAAAAGCCGGCAGUUCGUCCUCCGAUGACCGUCAGUCGUGCCUCAACCAGCAUCGCUAAAAGAAAUCCGGCAGCCGUUCUUCUAACAGUUUUUUUCGUUUGCUUAUCGUUCAAAAUUCGAAAUAGGAUGGCAAUCAAGGCGAUCUGCACGUUGGUCACUUUGUUCUUUAUUUUUGAAAAUUGCCGGGCUUUCCCCAACGGUGGACCCAUUGACGCCUGUGUCAAAGCCCAGCCCAACCGACCGAAUCACGGCGGAACUCAACCGCAGCCUGAAAAUACGAACCCAUUCAUCGUUGAAGCUUCAAGCGAUUACUACCGGCCAGGCGACAAGAUCACAGUGACUAUCCACGGACCCAAGUAUCCGUUCAAGGGAUUCUUCUUCCAAGGACGCGACGCUGCCACCGACGAGUGGAUCGGUACAUUUGAGAAACAUCCCGAAGUGAAAUCUUACCCGGAAUGCUCGGCUGCCACUCACACAGACAACGAUCCCAAGGAGACGGUCACCCUUUUGUGGCACGCACCUCAAGCUUCUGGCCGCGUCUACUUUGUGGGUACCGUGCUCCAGAAUUACAGGACAUACUGGUCGGACGUUGUUGCCCGCGUUCCUCAAUAAUCAUAAAAUUUAAAAAACCUGUUUCGUUUUCUCUCUGUCUCAACUCUCCAGAAAAGAACUCUCACUUUCUCCUCUCAAAUAAUCAGAACGGCAGACAAGGACACACUCGCCCAUUCUUUUUUUUCUUUAGCCUUCCUCUUCAACUUUCUUUCACAAGGCGGACUGAUUGCAAGUCGUUCUCACUCUCCGUGAAACUCAAAAAAAAAAGACUGCAAUAGUUUCGUCAACUCUCCAUUUCUCGGACCAGAAGCAGAGCUUCUAUAUAUAACAUCAUCCCCCUUGGAUGAUUUAACUAUCAGAGACUUAAAAAAAAACAAAAUUUAAGAUCAUUUCCUUGUGGGGCGAUUGUGUUCUUCUGCUAUGACAGGUGAUGCUCAUACAACACAUACGUUUGCACUCCAAAACACUCUUGUUCCAGCCCUUUCUUUUUUCUUUUGUAAUUUCACAGCGCACGAUGUGUAUUUGUAAUAACAAAAUGUUUAUAUAGAAACUCCACGAGAAAAAAAUUAAACAAUCCAAUAUAUGA